GCUUUUGUGUGCUGGAUCGAGACCGCACCGCGUUGGCAAUGCAUCGCCACGACCAACAGAUUCCCAUGCGACGUCGUCGGCGCGAUCACCAGAGACACCCGCACCCACCCAGUCAAAUGACCAACGUGUGGUGACACCAGCCCAAUGAGCCGAUGAGCGCAGCUGAGCAUGGAGGCUUUUCUCCGGGAGUGGCGGCAAGACGCCCUCAACAAGGCUCAGCACGACUCUGCCAUCUUCAUCGGCGACAAGCUGCUUGCGCUUACCAAUGAUGACAAAGACGCAUUCUGGCUGGCUCAAGUCCAUUUCGCCACCGGGCACUACACCCGAGCUCAAGCGAUCCUGUCCAAGCAAGACCUCAUUACACGAAACCCCUCUUGUCGCUACUUGGCCGGCCAUUGCUUGAUCAAGCAAAACCGACUCGACGAAGCCCUGGCCGUACUGGGCGAGCGCAAUCCUACGCACCUCAUCACGAACACAGCCACUAGCAAACGCAAAAUACAGCAUACUGCAGGGAGGACGGCCGCUGCUAGUCAUGGAAGAUUCGCCGCUAAGAGCGCCGAACGAAGGGACCAGCUGUCUGAGGAAGAUGUUGCCAACAGGCGCUUCGAGGCUGCGAUGUGUUUUCUGCGGGGAAUAUGCUAUGCCAAGCAGAAUGCAUUCGACCGAGCCAAGGAAUGCUACAAGGAUGCCGUACGCAUCGACGUGCAGUGCUUUGAAGCGUUUCAGCAGCUCAUGAAGAACUCGCUCAUGUCACCGGACGAAGAGUGGCAGUUUCUUGAGUCACUCGACUUCGAUGCCGUCAUGGUCCCGGGCGACACGUCGUCAUCGCAGGAGGCGGCCGAGUUUACCAAAAUGCUGUAUACCACAAGACUGUCCAAAUACCGGAAUCCGACAGCAUUCACCUCGGCUUGCGACACCCUUUCUACGCAUUACAACCUUGCCUCCAAUCCAGACUUGCUGCUGGCCCGAGGUGAUUUACUAUAUACACAAUGCAGGUACAAGGAUGCACUUGCCAUCACGACGUCUGUUCUCGAGGACGACAAGUACAAUUUCGCCAUCUACCCGCUCCACUUGGCAUGUCUAUAUGAACUCAAGAAAAAGAAUGUUCUCUUUCUUGUCGCCCAUGACCUGGCGGACAACCACCCUGAAGAGCCGUGCACCUGGCUGGCUGUGGGAACCUACUACUUUGCAAUCGACAAGAUUGCCGAGGCGCGACGAUAUUUCAGCAAGGCCAGCAUGAUGGAUCCUCACUUUGGGCCAGCGUGGAUUGGGUUUGCCCACACGUUUGCUGCCGAGGGCGAGCAUGACCAGGCGAUAUCCGCAUAUUCCACAGCAGCCAGGUUGUUCAUGGGCACACACCUGCCUCAAGUCUUCCUCGGAAUGCAGAACCAUGCGUUGAACAACAUGACACUGGCUGACGAGUUCCUGCGAACUGCCUACGGGCUGUGUAAGACGGAUCCUUUGUUGCUGAACGAGAUGGGAGUCGUCUACUACCACCAGGAUCGACCACUCGAUGCAGUAACUCUAUUUACCAAAGCAUUAGAAGUGUCAGAAGAGAUUAAUUCUGAACCUCAGGCAUGGAUCUCGGCGCGGACCAACUUGGCCCAUGCUUUACGGCGGGCGAAGAAAUUCGAGGAAGCAAUGGACCAGUUUGACGAGGUCCUGCGAGAGGGCGGGAAAGAUCCCGCCAUAUUUUCUGCCAAGGGCCUGAUUCUAAUGGAGCUCGGGAAACCGGAAGAAGCUGUUGAAGUACUCCAUCAAGCGCUGGCAAUCAGCCCCCAGGACCCGAUUGCCACGGAAUUGCUCAACAAGGCUCUAGAGGAAACGAUAGGGAUGCUGGCCCUAGAGUAGGCCCAAAGUAUAGCUUCCCAUUGUGACUUGAAUAUAAUUGAAUUACACACA
This is a messenger RNA of Microdochium trichocladiopsis, 1902 nucleotides long. Its product is annotated as cell division cycle protein-like protein. The transcript is spliced from 2 exons. Gene Ontology annotation, biological process: cell division. Lineage: Eukaryota; Fungi; Ascomycota; Sordariomycetes; Xylariales; Microdochiaceae. Bases 169 to 1851 code for a protein of 560 amino acids. Gene Ontology annotation, molecular function: protein binding. The record is from RefSeq and is a predicted model, not a curated record.